AUGCUGCCGCCGGGCUUCUUGUUCAGACCGAGCGACGAGGUUCUCCUCGUCACCUACCUCAAGAACAAGUUACUUCAGUGGCCUCUUCCCUGCGAUGUUAUUGUGGAGGCUGACGUCUAUGGAUGCCACCCCCAGGACUUGGCUUUGGAGUAUCUCAUGGCAAACAGGGACUUCGAGUGGUUCUUCUUCACUUCUACCCCUCGGAAGCAUCCAGGCGCAAGCGAAACCAGCCGUGCAUCUCGGCGCGCAGGCCUGGGACGAUGGAAGGCCACGAAAGGUGUCAAGAACGUGGUGGAUUCCAAGAAUAACACCAUUGGGUCGAAGAAGAGUUUCUGUUACAUGGAACAGAACUCGGACGGUGGCGAGAACAAAAGUAUCUGGUUGAUGGAGGAGUUCUCUAUGCAGAACCUUAGAAGGAGAGGUAGUGCUGGUGAGAUGAGGGACACAAAUGAGUUGGAUGACUGGGUCAUCAGCAAGAUUUACUUGACUCCAAAAGCUCGCAAGGCUCACGCUGAUUUGAAACAAUUUGCUAGUGCUACAUUGGAACCCGCUUUCAAAAGAAGGAGGAUAGAAGUGCCUUACUCUUCUCCAUCUUUUCUUCUUCUUAUUGGUCUUCUUCUCCUAUUUGACUUUUUGUCUGUCUCCUUUGCCGACUCCCUCUCAUCUGAUAUUCUGAUACCACAGCUAGAAUACAUGAUGGUGCCACCUGGAUUUAUUUUCCAGCCAACGGAUGAGGAGCUCUUGGAUUUCUUCCUCAAGGAGAAGCUCCUCCAUCAGCCACUUCCAUGCGACAUAAUCAAAGAAGCCGAUGUCUAUGGAAACCACCCCAGCAACCUUACUGGUUCCUAA
Messenger RNA from Phoenix dactylifera (date palm), 849 nucleotides. Lineage: Eukaryota; Viridiplantae; Streptophyta; Magnoliopsida; Arecales; Arecaceae. The record is from RefSeq and is a predicted model, not a curated record.